Amborella trichopoda is the source of this 2474-nucleotide messenger RNA. RefSeq names its product TPR repeat-containing thioredoxin TTL1. Gene Ontology annotation, cellular component: cytoplasm. The record is from RefSeq and is a predicted model, not a curated record. NCBI's taxonomy places the organism in Eukaryota, Viridiplantae, Streptophyta, Magnoliopsida, Amborellales, Amborellaceae. Gene Ontology annotation, molecular function: protein binding.
CAUUUGCCCUUCUUUCCUCUCUCUCCCCCCCUUUCUCUGAAUCUGGUUCUGAAGUUGCCUCUAUAGAGAGAGGGGAGGAGGGCUUCUAGAGAGAGAGAGCCCAGCAGAGUGAGGGAGGGGCAAAAUGUCAGAUCCAGACCACCGGAGAAAAGCCCGGCCGACGAUGGACCUGGACCUUCUGAUCGGAAGGCUGGAAGUGACGGCCGACAAGCCGGACUCCAAAGAGCCGGGCCUCGGCUCUCCGGUCUCCCCGCUCAUGGGUCAGAUUCCGGAGGGAAGCGCCUCCAGCUCCACCACCAGCUCCUCCGGCUCUUCGGUCACUGGAAAAUCUACGCUUUCUGUCAAGAAGCCCUCGGAUUCUGGCGACUCAUUGAAGAAGCCCACGGAUUCGGGAGAUUCCGAGAGUGUCUGCACGAAGCGGCAAGUCACUGGCAACAUACUGUGCUCGCCGGAUUCAAGGCGGAAUCCGGUGAAGGCGGCGGCCACCGGCCUGGUUGUGGGCCAGAUUCCCGCAACGGGCAAUGUGCUUCCCAGUGGGAACAUUGUGCCGUCUGGAAAGGUCCAGCCAUCUUCUGGGAAGCUCCAGAACUUGCGGGGGUCCCGCAGCGAUGUGUUGGGGUCUGGAACAGGGAAUUAUGGACACGGGAGUGUGGUGAGGGGCGGGAGGGCAGGCGGAGGGGGAGAGACCAUGGCUGGGGCGAGUGGCCAUAUCAAUAACGUGGAAGAGGUGAAGAGGAAGGGGAAUGAGGAGUAUAGGAAGGGGAAUAUGGAGAGGGCGUUAGUGCAUUAUGAGAGGGCAAUAGCAAUGGCACCUGAAAAUGCAGCCUGCCACGGGAACAGGGCGGCCGCAUUGGCGGGGUUGGGCAGGGUGUGGGAGGCAGUCAGGGAGUGCGAGGAAGCUCUGCGAAUCGACCCAACCUAUUUGAGGGUUCACCAGAGGCUGGCGUCUUUGCAUUUGAGAUUGGGUCAGGUUGAGAAUGCCUGGAAACAUUUGUGUCUUGCCGGAAAUCCACCGGAUUCCAAUGAGUUAAGGAGAAUUCAAACAGUGGAGAGGCAUGUAAACCAGUGUGCUGAUGCUAGAAAGGUUGGUGAUUGGAAGAGUGCAUUAAGGGAAGGAGAUGCAGCCAUUGCAGCUGGAGCUGAGUCCUGUCCUCAGCUCUUUGCAUGUAGAGCGGAAGCCCUGCUCAUGCUCCAUCGACCCGAAGAGGCUGAUGCUGCCUUAUCAAGUGUGCAAAAUUUUGAGCUCUCCUCCACAUCACUGUCUCUCACAAAAUUCUUCGGAAUGAAUGGCAAUUCUUACCUCUUCUUCGUCCGAUCUCAGGUUGAUAUGACUUUAGGAAGGUUUGAUCAAGCAGUUUCAGCUAUCGAGAGAGCUUCUCAGAUCGACCCUCGAAGCUCUGAGAUUGCAGCCAUGGCCAAUCGGGCAAGGAACGUAGUAAGGGUUAGGGCAAAGGGGAAUGAUCUCUUUAACAUGGGCAAGUUUAUAGAGGCUUGUGUAGCUUAUGGAGAAGGCCUUGAAUGUGACCCAUCAAACCCUUUGCUUUACUGCAAUAGAGCGGCUUGUAGGGCGAAGCUUGGGCAAUGGGAACGGGCCAUUGAGGACUGUAAUCAGGCUCUCAGGUUUCGUCCCAAGUAUACCAAAGCCAUUCUCAGACGAGCCACCUAUAAUGGAGAGUUAGAGAAAUGGGCAGAAGCUGUGCGUGAUUAUGAGAUUUUGAGGAAAGAGCUCCCUGGGGACAGCUCUGUAGCUGAGGCUCUAUUCCACGCACAGGUUGCCCUUAAAAAGUCUCGUGGUGAGGAUGUUCACAAUAUGAAAUUUGGGGGUGAAGUAGAGGCAGUUUCAGGAAGGGAACAAUUCAGAGCCGCCAUUUCUUUACCUGAUCUCAAUCGAAUUUCAGGGGUGUCAGUUGUGCAUUUCAAAGCCUCCUCGAACUACCAAUGCGAGCAAAUCUCUCCCUUUGUCGAUGCUCUGUGUGAGAGAUACCCUUUUGUCAAUUUUCUCAAGGUUGAUAUCAAUGAGAGCCCAGCUGUUGCAAAUGCAGAGAAUGUGAGGAUUGUUCCAACCUUCAAAAUCUACAAAAAUGGUUGCAGAGUUAAAGAGAUGAUAUGCCCAACCGAGCAAGUGCUAGAGUAUUCAGUGAGACAUUACAGCCUCUAAAAGAAAUUGCAUUCUUUUGCCCUUCCCCCCUUCUUCAUUUUGCUGAUUCAUACAUAUUCGAUCCAUGUCUCGAACUGGCUUCAUGGCACUCAAUAACUCACUUAGACAGAACCAGAGCCAUCGCCAUUUCCAGAGGGGCCCGUUAGCGAGGUUUUCUCCUUAUUUUUUUCCUUUCAAUUUUUCAGCCUCACCAUUCUUUUCAUUUCCUUCUGAUUUUCAAUAUUUUCUUGUUCUUUUCUUUUAUGAGGCCGGCCUAUUUGUACAAACCCCCUUCCUCUUCUUGAGAAGUUGAGAAAGAAUGUACAAUUCAUUGGGG